CUCAUUUCCGCUCUUAGAUUCUAAUAGAGGAUCUCAAGAUGGCGUCGAGUGGAGGAGAUGGAGAACCUGAGUGGACCGCAGCCGUACGGCCACUUUUAUCAGCGUCCUACACGGCUUUCGAAACGAAAGAGCUACCUCAGCUUAUAGGAUCCAUCAUAAACAGUGAAUCUGAGAUUCUUCACCAUGACAAACAGUAUGAGCCAUUCUACUCCUCUUUUGUGGCACUAUCUGCACAUUACAUCACCACAGUUUGUGGACAAAUCCCCAGAAAUCAGUUGCUGUCAGUAGCUGCCGCAUGUAAAGUAUUGAUUGAAUUCUCAUUGCUCCGUCUGGAGAAUCCUGAUGAAGCAUGUGCGGUCUCUCAGAAGCACCUGAUCCUCUUAAUAAAAGGCCUUUGUACUGGCUGCAGUCGAUUGGAUCGGACAGAGAUCAUCACCUUUACUGCAAUGAUGAAGUCGGCCAAACUACCCCAAACUGUCAAGACCCUUUCUGAUGUGGAGGACCAGAAGGAGCUUCCCUCCCCUGUUAACCCUGAACUCAGACAAAAAGAAGUCCAAAUGAACUUUUUCAAUCAGCUGACCUCGGUCUUUAACCCUGACAUUACCGUGCUGGCCUCUCCAUCUGCUCACAUGCAGGGUGAGAAUGAAUGUGAUGACCAGACAACAACAGAUCAGGCAACGCAGGCCAAAAUGAAGAAUGCCUUCAUCUCUCAAAAUGUGUCCAGUUUACAAGAAUUAGGGGGCUCCGAGAAGUUGCUGCGCGUGUGCCUCAACCUUCCCUACUUCUUACGGUAUAUCAACCGCUUCCAGGAUGCGGUAUCUGCCAACUCUUUCUUCAUCAUGCCGGCCACUGUGGCAGAUGCCACCGCUGUCCGAAAUGGUUUUCACUCCCUGGUGAUUGAUGUGACCAUGGCCUUGGACACACUUUCCUUGCCUGUACUGGAGCCUUUGACCCCUGGGAGACUACUUGAUGUGACUGUGUUAGCACUAAGCUGCCUCUAUGCAGGUGUGAGUGUGGCAACUUGCAUGGCCAUACUGCAGGUGGGCAGCGGCUUGCAGCUUCGUGCGGCCUCCACUGGCUCCAAGGAGGAAGACUAUGAAAACGAUGCUGCUACCAUCGUGCAGAAAUGUCUGGAAAUCUAUGAGAUGAUUGGACAGGCCAUCAGUAACUCUCGCAGAGCUGGAGGAGAGCAUUAUCAGAACUUUCAGCUCUUGGGUGCCUGGUGCCUGUUGAACAGCCUGUAUUUGAUACUAAACCUGAGCCCCAUGGCCCUGGCUGAUAAAGGGAAGGAGAAAGAUCCCCUGGCAGCACUACGGGUCCGAGACAUCGCCACCCGAACCAAGGAAGGAGCAGGAUCUCCUAAACUUGGCCCAGGGAAAGGGGUUUGCUUGUGGUUUACUGAGCUAGUGUCAGGGCUGAGGAGUCUCAGGGACAUUCUUAGGCAGUUCCUGAGCACUGCACGCUGUAGUAGAAGGACAGCAGUCAGGCCUCCCCAGAGCUCAGAGUCAGAGAGAAGACAGGAGAGGACAAGAGCAGCUUGUUUCUCAGAUGAUGAUAGUGAGCCCAUUCUGGGGCUGUGGUUUGAAGAGACUAUUUCUCCCAGUAAAGAGAAGGUGGCACCUCCACCUCCCCCUCCACCCCCACCUCUGGAAACAUCCCCGAGACUCAAGAGCCCCAGCAAGCUGAACACGGCAGAGAACGGCAACAUCCUGGCUAGUCGCAAGGACCCGGAGUUGUUUUUGAGUUUGGCCUCAAGCAUACUGAACUUCAUCACCACCUCCAUGCUGAAGUCCAGAAACAAUUUCAUUCGCAACUACCUGAGCGUGUCUCUCACGGAGCAGCACAUGGCCACCCUCGCCAGCAUCAUCAAGGAUGUCGACAAAGAUGUCAAAGGGUCCUCUGAUGAAGAGUUCGCCUCUGCCCUCUAUCACUUUAAUCACUCUCUGGUAACAUCAGACCUGCCCUCUCCAUCCCUACAGAACACUCUUCUGCAGCAGUUGGGUGUAGCCCCAUUCUCAGAGGGCCCCUGGCCCAUGUACAUCCAUCCUCAGUCCCUCUCGGUGCUGUCCAGGUUACUGCUGAUCUGGCAGCAUAAAGCCAGCCAGCAGGGGGAGCCUGAUGUACCCGAGUGCAUGAAGGUCUGGGAAAGGUUUGUGGGCACUCUAAAACAGCACACACUACAGGGAGCAGUCCCUGCUGAUGAGGACCUCAACGUUGAACACCUUCAGCUGCUUCUGCUCAUCUUUCACAACUUCUCUGAAAAGGGCCGCCACAACAUCCUCACCCUCUGCAUGCAGGCCAUCACUGAAAUCACAGCCCAUGUGGAUUCUCAGCUUCAAGCUGUACCCCUCAACCUGGCCCGCAUCUUGCUUGUGUUCGACUACCUGCUGCACCAGUACUCAAAAGCUCCCAUGUACUUGUUUGAGCAGGUUCAGUACAAUCUUCUGACACCCCUGUCAUCUGGGGCCAGUUCAGGACAGGAUGGAGGAAAGAGAGGUGCCGUCCCACUUUAUUAUGGUUUCAAAGAGGUGGAGGAGAACUGGGCCAAGCACUGCUCGGCAGAUUCCACAGUACAGCCGAAAUUCUACUGCGUUCUGUCUCCUGAAGCCUCAGAGGAUGACAGGAGUCGACUUGAUGGCAAGGAGCUCGCAGAGGAAUACAUCGCCAGACAGAUCUCAUCGUUUUGCUGCGUGGACCCCAACAGCAUCCUACCUCUUCACCAAGUACCCUCUCUACAAACCAUCUACACAUUGGAUGCUGUGAUUUCCAAAGUGCAAGUGUCUUUAGAUGAGCAUUUCUCCAAAGUAGCUGCUGAUACAGACCCCCACAAAUCCUCAGAGAUCACCAAAAACCUGCUGCCCGCCACGCUGCAGCUCAUCGAAGUCUACACAGCCUUCACCAGGUCAUACCUUCUGAUGAGCCUGCCAGAGGAAGGAGAAAACAAACCCACAGAAGCUAAACUGCAGGGUUAUGCUGCUGUGUUGUCCAUUGGAUCCACGCGCUGCAAAGCCAAUUUGCUUGGUCAGACUGUGAUGCAGAAUCUGCCAUCAGCUGUUCAGACACUGUGUGAAACAUGGAACAACAUUCACACCAAUGAAUUCCCUAACUUUGGCUCAUGGCGGAACGCCUUUGCCAAUGACACCAUUCCAUCGGAAAGUUACAUCAGCGCCAUUCAGGCUGCCCACCUGGGGACCCUCAGCAACCAAUCGCUGCCCGUAGCCUCCUCGCUCAAACACAUUCUGCUCUCAUUAGUGCGCCUUACUGGGGACCUCAUUGUCACAGAGGAGCUGAACAGUCCACAGGUGAUCCGCACGCUGCUGCCUCUCCUGCUGGAGAGCAGCACAGAGAGCGUGGCAGAGAUCUGCAGCACUUCGCUGGAGAGGAUCUUGGGUCCUGCCGAAUCAGAUGCUUUCCUGGCUCUCGUCUACGAGCGCCUCAUCAGGGGCUGCUACAACAUCAUCGCCAAUCACUCUGACCCCAACAGUGGUCUGGAUGAGUCCAUUCUUGAAGAGUGUCUACAGUACUUGGAGAAACAGCUGGAAAGCAGUCAGGUCCGCAAAGCAAUGGAGGAGUUCUUCUCAUUCAGCGGAGAAUUGGUGCAGAUCAUGAUGGCCACUGCCAAUGAGAAUCUAUCAGCAAAGUUCUGUAACCGGGUUCUGAAAUUCUUCACUAAACUUUUCCAGCUCACGGAAAAGAGCCCCAAUCCCAGUCUUCUGUGCCUGUGCGGCUCGCUAGCCCAGCUGGCUUGCGUGGAGCCCACGAGGCUGCAGGCCUGGCUGAGGCGCAUGACGGCCUCCCCUCCUAAAGAUUCGGACCAGCUGGACACAGUGCAAGAGAAUAGACAGCUACUGCAACUCCUCACCUCCUACAUUGUCCGUGAUAACAGCCAGGUGGGCGAGGGCGUCUGCACUGUGCUUCUGAGCACUCUCAUACCCAUGGCAACAGAGAUGCUGGCCAGCGGGGAUGGGGCGGGCUUCCCUGAACUCAUGGUCAUCAUGGCCACUCUAGCCAGUGCGGGACAAGGAGCAGGACAUCUACAGCUACACAGAGCUGCCAUUGACUGGCUCACGAGAUGUAAAAAAUACUUGUAUCAGAAGAAUGUCGUGGAAAAAGUUACAGCCAAUGUGUCACAAGGCAAGCAUGCAAGCAUGCUGGAGUGUGCCUGCCACAUCAUUUCCUACCUGGCAGAUGUGAUGAAUGCUUUAAGGCAGAGCAGCGGCCAGGGCUCAUCCCAGCUCUUGAUGGAGGGAGAGGAAAAGGCUAUUGAAGUUGACUCUGACUGGGUGGAGGAGCUGGCUGUAGAGGAGGAAGACUCACAGGCUGAAGACUCGGAUGAGGAUUCGCUCUGCAAUAAGCUAUGCACCUUCACCAUCACACAAAAGGAGUUCAUGAACCAGCACUGGUAUCACUGUCACACUUGUAAGAUGGUGGAUGGGGUAGGUGUGUGCACAGUGUGUGCUAAGGUCUGUCACAAAGAUCAUGAGAUCUCCUAUGCCAAAUACGGCUCUUUCUUCUGUGACUGCGGUGCCAAGGAGGAUGGCAGCUGCCAGGCUCUAGUGAAAAGAAGUCCCAGCAGUGGGAUGAGCUCCACCAUGAAGGAGUCCUUGGCGUUCCAGAGCGAGCUGCGCAUGCCAGAGAGCGCCAUCCGUCACCAGAGCUCCUCACCCGCGGACAAGGGAAAAGUCACCAUCUGUGACGGCAAAAGCAGCGACGACGACAAACCUAAGAAGAGCAGCGUGUGUAAAAACAUUGAGGGCUGCAGAGAGGAUCUACUCAUCCAAGUGGCGAGCUCCUCCACUGCAGCCCUGGUGCUGGAGUUGCUCAUUUUCCUAAUGGAUGCCAUUCAGACCAAUUUCCAGCAGGCAUCGGCGGUGGGUAGCAGCAGCCGGGCUCAACACGCUCUCAACGAAUUACACACUCAAGACAAGACUGUUGAGAUGACAGACCAGCUCAUGGUUCCCACACUGGGCUCACAAGAGGGCGCUUUUGAGAACGUCAGGAUGAACUACAGUGGAGAUCAAGGACAGACCAUCCGCCAGCUCAUCAGCGCCCAUGUGCUGCGUCGGGUGGCCAUGUGUGUGCUGUCGUCCCCUCACGGACGCAGACAACACCUCGCUGUCAGCCAUGAGAAGGGCAAGAUCACGGUCCUGCAGUUGUCUGCGCUGUUGAAGCAGGCUGACUCCAGUAAGAGGAAACUGACUCUGACUCGCCUGGCCUCCGCUCCAGUCCCCUUCACAGUGCUCAGCCUCACAGGAAACCCCUGUAAUGAGGACUAUCUGGCAGUGUGUGGACUCAAGGACUGCCACGUUCUGACUUUCAGCAGCACAGGCUCUGUCUCAGAUCACUUAGUCCUGCAUCCUCAACUUGCCACUGGAAACUUCAUCAUCAAGGCCAUAUGGCUUCCUGGAUCACAGACUGAAUUGGCUAUCAUCACUGCUGAUUUUGUCAAGAUUUAUGACUUAUCUGUAGAUGCCCUGAGCCCCAUGUACUACUUCCUGCUACCAAGUUCAAAGAUCAGAGAUGCCACAUUCCUGUUCAAUGAGGAGGGCAAAAACAUCAUUGUGAUCAUGUCCUCAGCUGGAUACAUGUACACUCAGGUGAUGGACGAGUCCAGCAGUGCCCAGCAUGGCCCUUUCUAUGUCACCAACGUUCUGGAGAUCAACCACGAGGACCUGAAGGACAGUAAUGGCCAGGUGGCUGGAGGCGGAGUCUCUGUGUAUUACUCCCACGUCCUGCAGAUGCUCUUCUUCAGCUACAGUCAGGGCAAGUCAUUUGCUGCCACAGUGAGCUGCAGCAACAUGGAAACACGGAGACUCUUUACCAUCAAUGUCAAAGGAUCUAAUGGAAGUAGUAAGACAUCUCCAGCACUCUGUCAGUGGUCAGAAGUGAUGAACCACCCAGGUUUGGUGUGCUGUGUCCAGCAGACCACAGGCAUCCCUCUGGUCAUCAUGGUAAAACCAGACACGUUCCUCAUCCAGGAGAUCAAAACCCUGCCUGCAAAAGCUAAGAUUCAGGACAUGGUUGCGAUCCGUCACACAGCAAGCAACGAGCAGCAGCGCACCACCAUGAUUCUGCUGUGUGAAGAUGGCAGCCUCCGUAUAUACAUGGCCAACGUGGAGAACACGUCCUAUUGGCUCCAGCCCUCCCUUCAGCCUAGCAGUGUGAUCAGCAUCAUGAAACCAGUCCGCAAACGCAAGGCAGCCACGGCCACCACACGCACAUCCAGCCAAGUUACUUUCCCUGUGGACUUUUUCGAGCACAAUCAGCAGCUAACAGAGGUGGAGUUUGGAGGCAAUGACCUGCUGCAGGUCUACAACGGCCAACAGAUCAAACACCGCCUGAACUCUACAGGGAUGUAUGUGGCCAACACCAAGCCUGGAGGUUUCACAGUGGAAGUAGUGAACAAUAACAACUCAAUGGUGAUGACGGGAAUGAGGGUGCAGGUGGGCACUCAGGCCAUUGAGCGAGCUCCCUCUUACAUUGAAAUCUUUGGACGUACCAUGCAGUUGAACCUGACCCGCUCCCGCUGGUUUGACUUCCCUUUCACUCGUGAGGAAGCCCUUCAGGCAGACAAGAAGCUCUCAAUUUUCAUUGGUGCUUCAGUUGACCCAGCAGGUGUCACCAUGCUGGACUCCAUUAAGAUUUAUGGCAAAACCAAAGAGCAGUUCGGCUGGCCAGAUGAGCCGCCUGAGGACUUCCCUUCAGCUGCAGUCAACAACGUGUGUAGCCCCAACCUAAACCAGAGCAAUGGCACCGGAGACAGUGACAUCACCAGCCCCAUCACAACAAGCGGCACUGUACUGGAGAGGUUGGUGGUCAGCUCACUGGAAGCUCUAGAGAACUGCUUUGCUGUGGGUUCCCCCAAUGAAAAGGAGAAAAAUAAAGCUACUGCUCUAGAGUUGGCCACUCUCCUCCUGUCCAUCCCCACUCCUGCUGGAGUACAACAGCAGACCAAAGGCCUUCUGGCUAGCCUGCACACCAGCCGCACAGCCUACCACAACCACAAGGAUCAGUCUCUGCUGAGCAAUGCAGUACAGUGUCUGAACAGCUGUAGUAAAGAAGGGAAGGAGCUAGACCCUGAUGUGUUCCAGAGGCUGGUGAUUACAGCCCGCUCCAUCGCCAUCAUGAGACCCAACAACCUCGUGCACUUCACCGAGUCCAGACUUCCUCAGUCAGACACUGAUAUAGGUGAUGAUGGGAAGGAUGGACUGAAACAAGCUGAUACUGAGAGUUGUAGCUUCAUCAUGCAGCUGGUCACUAACUUCUGGAAGCUUCAUUCUCUCAAACCCAAGAACGCAUUUUUGGCUCCCGCCUGUUUGCCAGGUCUAACUCACAUUGAAGCCACAGUCAAUGCACUGGUUGAUAUCAUUCACGGUUACUGCACCUGUGAGCUGGAUUACAUCAAUGUGGCAUCUAAAAUCUACAUGCAGAUGCUGCUCUGCCCUGACACCUCUGUGAGCUUUGCAUGCAAACAGGCUCUGAUUAGAGUUUUGAGACCCAGAAACAAACGCAGACAUGUGACCUUGCCUUCUCCCCCUCGCUCCAACACACCCAUGGGAGAUAAAGAUGACGACGAUGAUGAUGAUGCUGACGAGAAGAUGCAGUCCUCAAACCUGACGGGAGGGGAAGGCGGCAGGCAGGAGAGUCAAGAGCAAAGCGAGGUGGACCACGGAGACUUUGAGAUGGUGUCUGAAUCUAUGGUCCUGGAGACAGCAGAGAAUGUGAACAAUGGAAACCCUUCUCCACUAGAAGCUCUGCUGGCAGGGGCGGAGGGCUUCCCACCCAUGCUGGACAUCCCUCCAGACGCUGAUGAUGAGACCAUGGUGGAGCUGGCUAUAGCUCUUAGUCUGCAACAAGACCAGCAAGGCAGCAGCAGCAGUGCUUUGGGUCUACAGAGUCUGGGUCUAUCCGGUCAGGCCCCAAGCUCCUCAUCCCUGGAUGCAGGAACCCUUUCAGACACCACUGCAUCAGCCCCAGCCUCGGAUGAUGAGGGGAGCACAGCGGCCACAGACGGCUCCACGCUGCGCACCUCUCCCGCCGAGCACGGGGGCAGUGUAGGCUCUGAGAGCGGAGGCAGCGCUAUCGACUCGGUUGCAGGAGAACACAAUGUGUCUGGCCGCAGCAGUGCUUAUGGGGACACGACUGUUGAAGGACACCCUGCAGGGCCGGGCAGCGUGAGCUCCAGCACAGGAGCCAUCAGCACCACCACGGCCCAGCAUGAAGGAGACGGAUCAGAGGGUGAAGGAGAGACAGAGGGCGACAUCCACACCAGCAACAGGUUGCACAUGGUGCGUUUGAUGCUCUUGGAGCGUCUCUUGCAGCACCUGCCCCAGCUCCACACUGUAGGUGGAGUUCAUGCCAUCCCCUACAUGCAGGUCAUCCUCAUGCUGACCACAGAUCUGGACGGAGAGGACGAGAAAGACAAAGGAGCGCUAGAUGACCUUCUAGCCCAGCUCAUCGCAGAGCUCUGCAUGCACAAGAAGGAUGUCUCAAAGAAGAAUGAGCGCAGCUCAAUAAACGAGGUGCACCUGGUCAUAAUGAGGCUACUCAGUGUCUUCAUGUCCCGCACAAAGUCUGGCUCAAAAUCCUCCUCUGAGUCGUCUUCUCUCAUCUCCAACGCAACAGCUACCGCUCUGCUCAGCAUGGGAGCGAUAGACUACUGCCUGCAUGUGCUCAAAUCCCUGCUGGAGUUCUGGAAGACUCAGCAGGGUGAGGAGGAGCCAGCGGCCACCAGUCAGCUCCUAAAACCCCACACUUCCUCCUCACCCCCAGACAUGAGCCCCUUCUUCCUGCGCCAGUAUGUCAAGGGCCAUGCUGCUGAUGUGUUUGAAGCAUACUCUCAGCUUCUCACUGAGAUGGUCCUCCGACUGCCGUACCAGAUCAAGAAAAUCGCCGACGCCAACCCGCGCAUCCCACCGCCAAUCUUUGAUCACUCCUGGUUCUAUUUCCUGUCAGAGUAUCUGAUGAUCCAGCAGACGCCAUUCGUGAGGCGACAAGUGCGGAAGCUCCUGCUUUUCAUCUGCGGAUCCAAAGAGAAGUACCGUCAACUCAGAGACCUCCAUACGCUUGACUCCCACAUGCGUGGCAUCAAGAAGCUUCUGGAGGAGCAGGGCAUCUUCCUGAGGGGAGGAAUUGUCACUGCGACAUCUGGCUCCGCUCUACAGUAUGACACUCUCAUUAGUCUGAUGGAGCACCUUAAAGCUUGUGCUGAAAUUGCCACUCAGAGAACGAUCAACUGGCAGAAGUUCUGCAUGAAGGAUGACUCGGUGUUGUACUUCCUGCUGCAAGUCAGUUUCCUGGUGGAUGAGGGUGUUUCUCCAGUCCUGCUGCAGCUGCUCUCUUGCGCUUUAUGUGGCAGUAAAGUCCUGGCGGCCUCCUCUGGAGCUUCAGGUGGAGGUUCAUCUCAGCCCUCUCAGAGCAAAUCCUCCAGCAAGAAGAGCAAGAAAGAGGAUAAGGAAAAAGACAAAGAAGGAGAUGGAGCUGGCAGUCAGGAAGAUCAGCUAUGUAUGGCUCUGGUCAGUCAGCUCAAUAAAUUUGCAGAUAAGGAGACACUUAUUCAGUUCCUGCGUUGCUUCCUGCUCGAGUCCAACUCUUCAUCUGUGCGCUGGCAAGCCCACUGCCUCACGCUGCAUAUCUACAGGAACUCAAACAAAUCCCAGCAGGAGUUGCUGCUCGACCUAAUGUGGGCCAUUUGGCCAGAACUACCCGCUUAUGGUCGUAAAGCAGCUCAGUUUGUGGACCUGCUCGGAUACUUCUCCCUUAAAACACCUCAAACGGAAAAGAAGCUGAAGGAAUACUCUCAAAAGGCUGGAGAAAUUUUGAGGGCACAGAACCACAUCCUGACCAAUCAUCCCAAUUCAAACAUAUACAACACCCUGUCUGGACUGGUGGAAUUUGAUGGAUUUUACCUGGAGAGUGAUCCCUGUUUAGUGUGCAACAAUCCUGAAGUGCCCUUCUCUAACAUCAAACUCUCAUCUAUCAAAGUGGACACACGUUACACCACCACUCAGCAAGUGGUGAAGCUGAUUGGCAGCCACACUAUCAGCAAAGUCACUGUGAAGAUUGGCGAUCUCAAGAGAACCAAGAUGGUUCGCACAAUCAACCUCUACUACAACAACAGGACCGUCCAGGCCAUAGUAGAGCUGAAGAACAAACCUGCUCGCUGGCACAAAGCUAAGAAGGUGCAGUUAACUCCUGGCCAAACUGAAGUGAAGAUCGACCUCCCUCUCCCCAUUGUGGCCUCCAACUUGAUGAUCGAAUUCUCUGAUUUCUAUGAGAACUACCAGGCAUCUACGGAGACCCUGCAGUGUCCGCGUUGCAGCGCCUCUGUCCCUGCCAACCCAGGGGUCUGUGGCAACUGUGGAGAGAAUGUGUAUCAGUGCCACAAGUGCAGAUCCAUUAAUUACGACGAGAAGGACCCGUUCCUGUGCAAUGCCUGUGGUUUCUGUAAAUAUGCACGCUUUGACUUCAUGCUGUAUGCAAAACCCUGCUGUGCUGUGGAUCCUAUAGAAAAUGAAGAGGAUAGGAAAAAGGCUGUGACCAACAUCAACACUCUACUCGACAAGGCUGACCGCGUUUACCACCAGCUCAUGGGUCACCGGCCGCAGCUGGAGAGUCUGUUGUCCAAAGUAAAUGAGGCUGCACCUGAGAAACCACAGGAUGAUACAGGAGCAGGCGCUGGUCUCGGUACCUCCACUGCCAGUGUCAAUCGGUACAUUCAUCAGCUGGCACAGGAAUACAGCGGAGACUGCAAGACUUCAUUCGAUGAGCUCUCCAAAAUCAUCCAGAAAGUGCUUGCAUCGCGUAAGGAGCUGCUGGAGUAUGACCUGCAACAGCGGGAAGCUGCUACCAAAUCAUCCCGCACCUCCACCCAACCCACCUUCACAGCAAGCCAGUAUCGAGCGCUCUCUCGCUCUCUGUGCGAUACACGUCUCUCUGUGCUGGGAUGCGGAUACACGUCCUCCACCAAAUGUUACGGCUGUGCGUCCGCAGUCACGGGCCACUGCAUCACUCUACUGCGUGCGCUGGCAACCAAUACUGCCAUCAGGCAGAUCCUGGUACUGCAGGGUCUCAUCCGAGAGCUGUUUGAGUACAACCUGCGCCGAGGCACUGGAGCCAUGAGGGAGGAGGUCCGCCAGCUCGUCUGUUUGCUUACCAGAGAUCAUCCAGAAGCCACACAGCAGAUGAAUGACCUCAUUAUUGCCAAGGUGUCAGCUGCCCUUAAAGGUCACUGGGCUAACCCCGAUCUGGUCAGUAGUUUGCAGUAUGAAAUGCUGCUUCUUACAGACUCCAUUGCUAAGGAGGGAGGAUGCUGGGAGCUCAGACUUCGCUGUGCACUGAGUCUGUUCUUGAUGGCGGUGAAUAUAAAGACCCCUGUGGUGGUGGAGAACAUUACACUGAUGUGCCUGAGGAUCCUGCAGAAACUCAUCAAACCUCCUGCCCCCACCAGCAAGAAAAACAAGGAUGCUGCCAUCGAAUCCCUGACUACAGUUAAGCCAUAUAACAACGAGAUCCAUGCACAGGCCCAGCUCUGGCUCAAAAAAGACCCCAAGGCAUCUUAUGAAGCCUGGAAAAUGUGCCUUCCUGCUAGAUGUCAGGAAACAGUCUCUAAACCUUUGAAUAAGGCUGAAAUCAGGAGGCAGUACCUGAUGGAGAAGUACAUGUGGAAGUGGAAGCAGUUCAUGAGAUCCAGAUCAGAGGGCCUGUUCCCUCGGCUGCUCAAGCUGGGUCAUAACAACUGGCUGAGACAGGUGCUCUUCACCCCAGCCACCCAGGCAGCGAGACAGGCGGCUUGCACCAUUGUCGAAGCUCUAACAACAAUCCCCAGCCGCAAACAGCAGGUUCUGGACCUUCUAACAAGUUAUCUGGAUGAGCUGAGCAUUGCAGGGGAGUGUGCUGCAGAGUACCUGGCUUUGUACCAGAAGCUCAUCAAACCUGCUCACUGGAAGGUUUACCUGGCUGCUCGUGGUGUCCUACCAUACAUCGGCAACCUCAUCACCAAGGAAAUUGCUCAUCUUCUCGCCCUUGAAGAAGCCACACUAAACACAGACUUACAGCAGGGAUAUGCCCUCAAGAGCUUGACAGGCUUGCUGUCCUCAUUCGUGGAGGUGGAGUCCAUUAAGCGUCACUUUAAGAGUCGGUUGGUUGGCACGGUCCUUAAUGGCUACCUGUGCUUAAGGAAGUUGGUGGUCCAGAGAACCAAACUGAUCGAUGAGACCCAGGACAUGCUGCUGGAGAUGUUGGAAGACAUGACUACAGGGACAGAGUCUGAGACCAAAGCAUUCAUGGCUGUGUGCAUCGAAACUGCGAAGCGGUACAACCUAGAUGAUUAUCGCACCCCUGUCUUCAUCUUCGAGAGGUUAUGUAGCAUAAUUUAUCCGGAGGAAAAUGAGGUGACCGAGUUCUUUGUUACUCUGGAGAAGGACCCACAGCAGGAGGACUUCCUGCAGGGCCGUAUGCCAGGAAACCCAUACAGCAGUAAUGAACCAGGCAUCGGCCCUCUCAUGAGGGACAUCAAGAACAAAAUCUGCCAGGACUGUGAUCUUGUGGCAUUACUAGAGGACGACAGCGGCAUGGAGCUCCUUGUGAAUAACAAGAUCAUCAGUUUGGAUCUGUCUGUUGUUGAAGUCUAUAAGAAGGUUUGGUGCCCCACCAAUGAGGGUGAGCCAAUGAGGAUCAUCUACAGAAUGAGGGGGCUUCUGGGUGAUGCAACAGAGGAGUUCAUUGAGUCUUUGGACUCAACUACAGAUGAAGAGGAGGAUGAUGAGGAGGUAUAUAAGAUGGCUGGAGUGAUGGCGCAGUGUGGAGGUCUGGAGUGCAUGUUGAACAGGCUCUCUGGAAUUAAAGAUUUCAAACAGGGCAGGCACCUUCUCACAGUUCUCCUCAAGUUAUUUAGCUACUGUGUGAAAGUGAAAAUCAACAGGCAGCAGCUGGUGAGACCAGAGAUGAACACACUAAAUGUUAUGUUGGGCACGUUGAAUCUGGCAUUGGUGGCAGAGCAGGAGAGCAAGGACAGUGGAGGAGCAUCCAUAGCAGAGCAGGUUCUUAGUAUUAUGGAGAUCAUCCUGGAUGAGGCCAAUGCUGAAACUGUGUCUGAAGACAAGGGUAACCUGCUGCUGACGGGUGAUAAGGACCAGCUGGUGAUGCUGCUGGACCAGAUCAACACAUUGUUUGUGCGUUCCAAUCCCAGUGUCCUACAGGGGCUACUCCGCAUCAUCCCUUACCUGUCCUUCGGUGAACUAGAGAAGAUGCACAUCCUGGUCGAGCGCUUUAAACCCUGCUGCAACUUCGACAAGUAUGAUGAGGAGCACAGUGCAGAUGACAAGGUCUUUCUGGACUGCUUCUGUAAAAUAGCUGCUGGAAUCAAGAAUAAUAGUAAUGGCCAUCAACUGAAAGACCUCAUCUUACAGAAGUGCAUCACUCAGAGUGCUCUGGACUAUAUGAAGAAACAUAUCCCCUGUGCUAAGAACCUGGAUGCAGACGUUUGGAAGAAGUUUCUUGCUCGACCAGCCCUUCCGUUCAUCCUUAGACUGCUGCGUGGUUUGGCCACCCAGCACCCCCCUACACAGAUGCUAAUCGGAACCGAUUCAAUAACCAAUUUGCACAAGCUGGAGCAGGUGUCCAGUGACGAGGGUAUCGGCACUUUAGCAGAGAAUCUUCUGGAGGCACUAAGGGAACACGCAGAGGUUAACCUGAAGAUCGACGCUGCCCGAAGGGAGACUCGGGCAGAGAAGAAACGUAUGGCCAUGGCGAUGAGGCAGAAAGCUCUAGGCACCCUGGGAAUGACAACCAAUGAGAAGGGUCAGGUGGUGACCAAGACGUCCCUGCUUAAACAGAUGGAGGAGCUCAUAGAAGAACCUGGGUUGACUUGCUGUAUUUGUAGAGAGGGCUACAAGUUCCAGCCUACCAAAGUUCUGGGCAUCUACACAUUUACAAAGCGUGUGGCCCUUGAGGAGUUCGAGAACAAACCCCGCAAGCAGCAGGGCUACAGCACUGUCUCACACUUUAACAUAGUUCACUAUGACUGUCACCUUGCUGCUGUCAGGCUUGCCAGAGGGCGUGAGGAAUGGGACAGUGCCGCACUACAAAAUGCCAACACAAAGUGCAAUGGGCUCCUACCGGUUUGGGGGCCACACGUACCCGAAUCUGCCUUCGCCACCUGCCUGGCAAGGCACAACACAUAUCUGCAAGAGUGCACUGGGCAAAGGGAACCCACGUACCAGCUCAACAUUCACGAUACCAAGCUGCUGUUCCUGCGCUUUGCUAUGGAGCAGUCCUUCAGUGCGGACACAGGGGGAGGAGGCUGCGAGAGCAACAUCCACCUUAUCCCUUACAUCAUUCACACCGUUCUCUAUGUCCUUAACACAACAAGGGCCACGUCACGGGAGGAGAAGAAUCUUCAAAGCUUCUUAGAACAGCCUUGUGAAAAGUGGAUGGAGACUUCGUACGAGGUGGACGGGCCGCACUACUUCACCAUAUUGGCCAUGCACAUCCUGCCACCAGAGCGCUGGGGGGCUACGCGUCUUGACUUCCUGCGUAGGCUGCUGGUCACUUCUCAUGCCCGCAAGGUCUCACCAGGGGGUGCUAACAAGUUCACAGACAAAGCAGUGAAGGAGUAUGCUGUCUACCGCUCACCGCUUCUCUUCUGGGGUCUGGUGCAUCUUGUCUUUGAUAUGUUCAGGAAAGUGCCCACCAGUAACACAGAGGGAGGCUGGUCCUUCUCGCUUGCAGAGUACGUAAGGCACAAUGACAUGCCCAUCUAUGAGGCUUCAGAAAGGGUGUUGAGGGCUUUCCAGGAUGAGCUCAUGCCUGCUGAAUCCUUCUCAGAGUUCCUGGAUGUCGUAGGUCUUCUGUCAGACAUCCCAGACCCUGACGCCUUCCUGCAGGACCUGUUGAACUCUGUGCCCUGAUGGCACACAUUUAUGCACCUCACUUAUGGACUCGUGAGCUCUCUGUCCAGUGCAGGUGUUCCUUAAACACGGAGUCUGUCCGCUACCCGGACACAGCUAUUCGCAACUCCAUAAGGACACCUUUCAAUCGGAGCCCAGGCUCCCAAAACUUCUAUCAGCUCGCAUACACACUCAUUCACCUCCACUUCUGCUCUUGAUCUCCGCGUGGGUUCAUUCAGUUAUAGCUCUCUCCUAAACAAGAAAGUGACAUGUAGCCUGACGAGUUAAUGCGCAUUUAAUCUACAAUGGUUUUGUAACACCUAAUACACACAAACACCAUGCUGUUUUGAUCCGACAUUUUGCAGGUAAUCUUCAUAAUUCAUAAACAACCUUUAUGGCUUUUAUUUUCCCCCUUGUUUUUUUUUUAUGGUGGUUUUUGACUCAAGUUCUAAAUUGGCUAAGAGUUACAGAUUCACACAAGAACUAAUCUCUUGUCAUCUUGUUCUAUGUUUCUGGAUUUUUUUUUUUUUUGCAGUGGUGUUCUAUGAAUUGUUUGCAGUUUGUGAGAAAGGCCUGACAGUGGUUCUGUGAUGCGAUGCAAAUGUGUGACGAUUGUUUUUCAUGUGUAAAUGGUUAAAGAGUGAGAUGAAAGCUUGUUUAAUGUGUUAUUCCCAAGAAAUGGAAAUACUUUGUUUUGUAAAGGGUUUUACCUGCAUCAACAAUGAAACAAAGAUAAAGAGAAUAAAAAGGGCCUGCAUAUUUAUUUUGGGAGCCUUUUUUGUGUUUUUUUUUUUUCAAAAUCACGAUACUAAAUUUAUUUUUCGUUUUGUCUUCCAUGUGACCGUAAUUCACACCGUAAUAUUCCACAGAUUCAAGAUUUUCCCCAGAGCAAGUUGUGCUUCUGGUAAGCAAGGUGCCACUGAGAGAAGAGUCUCAGUGAUUUUAAGUUUAUUCUUCUAAUAUAAACACACCUGCGAUAGGGUGUUCUUGAGCUGAAUGCAUGGUGUGAAGUUUGUUUUAAAACAAGAAAAACCCAGUUAGUGUUUAUUCGCCUAUUCCCGCUGCUACAAUGUUCAACUGUUGCUGAAUGUCUGCUUUUUGAAUUAGCUCAACUUAAUAAAGGUGUAAGA
Molecule: messenger RNA, 16018 nt
Organism: Sinocyclocheilus rhinocerous
Lineage: Eukaryota; Metazoa; Chordata; Actinopteri; Cypriniformes; Cyprinidae
Product: E3 ubiquitin-protein ligase UBR4
Exons: 102
Coding region: 39-14909 (4956 amino acids)
Biological process (GO): ubiquitin-dependent protein catabolic process
Cellular component (GO): centrosome; membrane; nucleoplasm
Molecular function (GO): zinc ion binding; ubiquitin-protein transferase activity
Source: RefSeq, a predicted model, not a curated record